AUGACGUCACAGCAGCCAGUAACGUCACAGCAGCCCGUAACGUCACAGCAGCCCGUAACGUUACAGCAGCCUGUAACGUCACAGCAGCCAGUAACGUCACAGCAGCCCGUAACGUCACAGCAGCCUGUAACGUCACAGCAGCCAGUAACGUCACAGCAGCCUGUAACGUCACAGCAGCCAGUAACGUCACAGCAGCCAGUAACGUCACAGCAGCCCGUAACGUCACAGCAGCCUGUAACGUUACAGCAGCCAGUAACGUUACAGCAGCCCGUAACGUCACAGCAGCCCGUAACGUUACAGCAGCCCGUAACGUCACAGCAGCCUGUAACGUCACAGCAGCCAGUAACGUCACAGCAGCCCGUAACGUCACAGCAGCCCGUAACGUCACAGCAGCCCGUAACGUCACAGCAGCCUGUAACGUCACAGCAGCCCGUAACGUCACAGCAGCCAGUAACGUCACAGCAGCCCGUAACGUCACAGCAGCCAGUAACGUUACAGCAGCCUGUAACGUCACAGCAGUCAGUAACGUCACAGCAGCCAGUAACGUCACAGCAGCCAGUAACGUCACAGCAGCCAGUAACGUCACAGCAGCCCGUAACGUCACAGCAGCCAGUAACGUCACAGCAGCCCGUAACGUCACAGCAGCCAGUAACGUUACAGCAGCCUGUAACGUCACAGCAGCCCGUAACGUUACAGCAGCCAGUAACGUCACAGCAGCCAGUAACGUCACAGCAGCCCGUAACGUUACAGCAGCCCGUAACGUUACAGCAGCCAGUAACGUCACAGCAGCCAGUAACGUCACAGCAGCCCGUAACGUCACAGCAGCCAGUAACGUCACAGCAGCCCGUAACGUCACAGCAGCCCGUAACGUCACAGCAGCCAGUAACGUCACAGCAGCCAGUAACGUCACAGCAGCCCGUAACGUUACAGCAGCCCGUAACGUUACAGCAGCCAGUAACGUCACAGCAGCCAGUAACGUCACAGCAGCCAGUAACGUCACAGCAGCCCGUAACGUUACAGCAGCCCGUAACGUCACAGCAGCCAGUAACGUCACAGCAGUCAGUAACGUCACAGCAGCCCGUAACGUCACAGCAGCCAGUAACGUCACAGCAGCCCGUAACGUCACAGCAGCCAGUAACGUUACAGCAGCCUGUAACGUCACAGCAGCCAGUAACGUCACAGCAGCCUGUAACGUCACAGCAGCCUGUAACGUCACAGCAGCCAGUAACGUCACAGCAGCCCGUAACGUCACAGCAGCCUGUAACGUCACAGCAGCCAGUAACGUCACAGCAGCCCGUAACGUUACAGCAGCCUGUAACGUUACAGCAGCCAGUAACGUUACAGCAGCCAGUAACGUCACAGCAGUCAGUAACGUCACAGCAGUCAGUAACGUCACAGCAGCCUGUAACGUCACAGCAGCCUGUAACGUUACAGCAGCCAGUAACGUUACAGCAGCCAGUAACGUCACAGCAGUCAGUAACGUCACAGCAGUCAGUAACGUCACAGCAGCCUGUAACGUCACAGCAGCCUGUAACGUCACAGCAGUCAGUAACGUCACAGCAGCCCGUAACGUUACAGCAGCCUGUAACGUCACAGCAGCCUGUAACGUCACAGCAGUCAGUAACGUCACAGCAGCCCGUAACGUUACAGCAGCCCGUAACGUCACAGCAGCCUGUAACGUCACAGCAGCCAGUAACGUCACAGCAGCCCGUAACGUUACAGCAGCCUGUAACGUUACAGCAGCCAGUAACGUUACAGCAGCCAGUAACGUCACAGCAGUCAGUAACGUCACAGCAGUCAGUAACGUCACAGCAGCCUGUAACGUCACAGCAGCCUGUAACGUCACAGCAGUCAGUAACGUCACAGCAGCCCGUAACGUUACAGCAGUCAGUAACGUCACAGCAGUCAGUAACGUCACAGCAGUCAGUAACGUCACAGCAGUCAGUAACGUCACAGCAGUCAGUAACGUCACAGCAGUCAGUAACGUCACAGCAGUCAGUAACGUCACAGCAGUCAGUAACGUCACAGCAGUCAGUAACGUCACAGCAGUCAGUAACGUCACAGCAGCCUGUAACGUCACAGCAGUCAGUAACGUCACAGCAGCCAGUAACGUCACAGCAGUCAGUAACGUCACAGCAGUCAGUAACGUCACAGCAGUCAGUAACGUCACAGCAGUCAGUAACGUCACAGCAGUCAGUAACGUCACAGCAGUCAGUAACGUCACAGCAGUCAGUAACGUCACAGCAGCCUGUAACGUCACAGCAGUCAGUAACGUCACAGCAGUCAGUAACGUUACAGCAGUCAGUAACGUCACAGCAGUCAGUAACGUCACAGCAGUCAGUAACGUCACAGCAGUCAAUAACGUCACAGCAGUCAGUAACGUUACAGCAGUCAGUAACGUCACAGCAGUCAGUAACGUCACAGCAGUCAGUAACGUCACAGCAGCCUGUAACCUCACAGCAGUCAGUAACGUCACAGCAGCCCGUAACGUCACAGCAGCCAGUAACGUUACAGCAGCCUGUAACGUCACAGCAGCCAGUAACGUCACAGCAGCCUGUAACGUCACAGCAGCCCGUAACGUUACAGCAGCCAGUAACGUCACAGCAGUCAGUAACGUCACAGCAGCCAAUAACGUCACAGCAGCCCGUAACGUUACAGCAGCCUGUAACGUCACAGCAGCCAGUAACGUUACAGCAGCCAGUAACGUCACAGCAGCCAGUAACGUCACAGCAGCCAGUAACGUCACAGCAGCCCGUAACGUCACAGCAGCCCGUAACGUUACAGCAGCCUGUAACGUUACAGCAGCCAGUAACGUCACAGCAGCCAGUAACGUCACAGCAGCCCGUAACGUCACAGCAGCCCGUAACGUUACAGCAGCCUGUAACGUUACAGCAGCCUGUAACGUUACAGCAGCCUGUAACGUCACAGCAGCCAGUAACGUUACAGCAGCCAGUAACGUCACAGCAGCCAGUAACGUCACAGCAGCCCGUAACGUUACAGCAGCCAGUAACGUUACAGCAGCCCGUAACGUCACAGCAGUCCGUAACGUCACAGCAGCCCGUAACGUUACAGCAGCCUGUAACGUUACAGCAGCCAGUAACGUUACAGCAGCCCGUAACGUCACAGCAGUCCGUAACGUCACAGCAGCCCGUAACGUUACAGCAGCCCGUAACGUCACAGCAGUCCGUAACGUCACAGCAGCCCGUAACGUUACAGCAGCCAGUAACGUUACAGCAGCCCGUAACGUCACAGCAGUCCGUAACGUCACAGCAGCCUGUAACGUCACAGCAGCCAGUAACGUCACAGCAGUCAGUAACGUCACAGCAGCCAGUAACGUCACAGCAGCCAGUAACGUCACAGCAGCCAGUAACGUCACAGCAGCCAGUAACGUCACAGCAGCCAGUAACGUCACAGCAGCCAGUAACGUUACAGCAGCCUGUAACGUCACAGCAGCCAGUAACGUCACAGCAGUCAGUAACGUCACAGCAGCCAGUAACGUCACAGCAGCCCGUAACGUCACAGCAGCCCGUAACGUUACAGCAGCCUGUAACGUUACAGCAGCCUGUAACGUCACAGCAGCCAGUAACGUCACAGCAGUCAGUAACGUCACAGCAGCCAGUAACGUCACAGCAGCCAGUAACGUCACAGCAGCCAGUAACGUCACAGCAGCCAGUAACGUCACAGCAGCCCGUAACGUUACAGCAGCCAGUAACGUCACAGCAGCCCGUAACGUCACAGCAGCCCGUAACGUUACAGCAGCCAGUAACGUUACAGCAGCCCGUAACGUCACAGCAGUCCGUAACGUCACAGCAGCCCGUAACGUUACAGCAGCCUGUAACGUUACAGCAGCCAGUAACGUUACAGCAGCCCGUAACGUCACAGCAGCCCGUAAUGUCAGCUCAGCUUCACAACACUGCCGCUAGGAGUCCCACUCUCGACUCCAGAUAUAAACAAGAUGCCAUUUCAUCUCUCCUCAUGCUUCUUCUUCCUCAUGCCUUCUCACAAGUUGCCACAACGCUCACAGUCAACCACUACCUCGUGUUGGCAUUGUGGUAA
Molecule: messenger RNA, 4056 nt
Organism: Procambarus clarkii (red swamp crayfish)
Lineage: Eukaryota; Metazoa; Arthropoda; Malacostraca; Decapoda; Cambaridae
Source: RefSeq, a predicted model, not a curated record